Messenger RNA from Cyclocybe aegerita, 987 nucleotides. The record is from the annotation of a GenBank genome assembly. Lineage: Eukaryota; Fungi; Basidiomycota; Agaricomycetes; Agaricales; Hemipholiotaceae.
AUGAUUGGUGCAGACACUUUCCAAAGAAGUCUCUCCCUCUCCACCCAGUCCACUUCCAAACAACACUCGAUCGCCAACAUGCUUGCGCAUCUUGACAACAACAAACUGAACAAGGUCUCCUUUGUCGACCGACUUGCUUGCCGCGCACCACACUAUCGCGCCUCAACCUCCUCUCUCAUUCUCCAGCAAAACAUCUCCCCUUGCCUCCGUCGCCGUGCGGAAAACAUCAAGCUGGCCAGCAAGCGUCCAGUUGUUGUCAAGGUCGAGGAACCCACCCCUGCGCCGAUGGCACAGAGCAGGGGCAUUACGCUCCCAACCUCCCUUUCAAGACCCGCACUCCAAGAGGUUAAUCCUGAGGCUAUCUACACCUGCGAUGCCCGCCUACAAGGCGCACAACCCAACUUCAUCAGGGAGAAACUCGCACAACUUGGUCCAUCAAUGAUUAAUGGCAUACGAAGCACCAGAAUCAUGGACCACCCCAGAACGCAACUUCCCAAGGAGCUGGAGGUUGUUUUCAUUGAUACUGUCUCCCUCCCGGUCAUCUCGCCAACGCACAUCCUCGCUGUGAGGCCGACAACCCCUUCAAAGGGCCCAACACCAGUCAAGCUCUUCCUCAUCCACGAACUCAUCUUCGCUGCCAACUGCUCCGCUUUCCCGAAGCUCCCCAAGUCUCAUACUGCAACCGCCGAGGGCAACACAUCACAGACUGCCUGCCUCCCCGUCAUCUCCAUCGCCAUCCCCUCGAUAUCCACUUUCGAGAUCUUCCAAGCACAUCUCUACCUCAAGGACACCGAAGCACUACGAGCGGCCCUCCUACCAUCCGGAUGGUCGAGCGAUGUCGUCUCCAUGUUGCGGACAUUCGAAAUCAUCCACGGUCUGUGGUUGAACGCUCGCGCAUUCCAAGUCUGCGACGAGCCGCUUUUCGAGACCCUGAAUGCCUGUUGGAGCGAAGCACUACGUGCUCUCACACUCGUCUCGUCGUCAUGA